Molecule: messenger RNA, 1070 nt
Organism: Anastrepha ludens (Mexican fruit fly)
Lineage: Eukaryota; Metazoa; Arthropoda; Insecta; Diptera; Tephritidae
Gene: 140up
Product: RPII140-upstream gene protein
Exons: 5
Coding region: 96-896 (266 amino acids)
Cellular component (GO): mitochondrion
Source: RefSeq, a predicted model, not a curated record
UACACUGCUGUUGAUCAGCUGUUAAUCAGCUGUGGUUUAAUUAAAUCUUCACGCAUUUUAUAGUUUAUUACACAGAAAUCGAAGAAAAAUAUAUUAUGAGUUUCAUUAGGAGUGGGCGUCGAAUACUCAUAGCGGGCAUAUUGCCAAGCUUACCGGGCGAUCCAUCGCAGAAUGACAUCGUUUCUAAAGACACAAAGACUUACAAGUCAUAUCUGCAAAACAAACCAGACGUGAAUGAGACCGGAUGGGAGCGUUUGAAAAAUUUGUUUAAAGUUGACGAAUUUGGCAGUAUAUCUUCAGACUUGAACUCAAUUUAUCAGGCGGGUUUUGUCGGCUUUAUGUUUGGCGCUAUUUAUGGCGGUGUUAUACAAUCUCGGACGGCAUACAUGAACUUUAUGGAGAGUAACCAAGCGACAGCAUUUAAAUCACAUCUUGAUGCAAAACGCAAAUUGCAAGAUGAGGUAACCAUGAGUUUUGCGAGAGGUGGAUUUAAAUGGGGCUGGCGAAUUGGUUUGUUCACGACUUCAUACUUUGGCAUAAUCACAUGCGUGUCCGUGUAUCGGGGUAAAUCCUCCAUCUUUGAAUAUAUUGCAGCAGGUUUAAUUACCGGCAGCCUAUAUAAAAUGAACUUAGGUCUACGAGGCAUGGUUGCGGGAGGUGUUGUUGGUGGUGUGCUGGGGACCGUAGCAGGUGCGGCAUCGCUUGCACUACUCUAUGCAUCUGGUACUUCCAUGGAAGAGAUACGUUAUUGGCAAUAUAAAUGGCGAUUACAGCGUGAAAAUGUUGUGCACGAGGCAAUGAAGGCGCAAGAAGACAUAGCACAUAAAACGCCCAGUCUCUUUAAGGAGCACGAUGAAAAAGUUGGCGAUAAAGUAACUUUGGAUGCUAUUAAAUAAAACCUCGACAGGAAAAAGGAUCGAAAACAAUUGUGUUUAAGUUAACUAGUAGAAAAUUAACUUUUUAUUUUGGAUGUACACACACAUGUAUAAUUAAUAAUAGAUACAUUUUUAUGUUAUAUUGCAAUUUCUAAACGCUUAAAUACAGCUAUACAGCUACAUAUGUAUAUAGAA